Molecule: messenger RNA, 1959 nt
Organism: Prosopis cineraria
Lineage: Eukaryota; Viridiplantae; Streptophyta; Magnoliopsida; Fabales; Fabaceae
Product: F-box protein At5g46170
Exons: 2
Coding region: 359-1534 (391 amino acids)
Molecular function (GO): protein binding
Source: RefSeq, a predicted model, not a curated record
UGCCUGUAAAGACAAAAUCCGCGGAUCUAUCUCCACGCACCAUCUCCAUUCAUCUCCUCCACUCUCCCUCUGAACCCCUUUCCUCUCCUUUCUCUCUUUAUCUCUACCUCCUCACGUCCUCUAAUUCUGGUUCCUGCCCAGCUUCACCCUCUUCAGUCUCGACACACCCUGAUUCGGCUUCUGUUGUUAAUUCUCUGGCAUGCCCUUUUCGUUCCUAGAUCUUGCCCUAACUCACUCCCUACACUUACCCCUCUGACCCUUCAAUCCGCGCGUCGGAAUUUCCCAGCGCGAUCUGUUCUGACCUAGUUGUUCCUGCUCCUCGAUUUCCUCUUCCGUAACCCUAUUUAAUCCGUCUGCAAUGGCCUCUUUCCGCUCAGAUCUAACAUCCAGAAUUCACCCUGAGCCCGAUGUCGAGGAUGUCGACCACUUUGAUCGCUUGCCGGAUUCUCUGCUUCUCCUAGUCUUCAACAAGAUCGGCGAUGUGAAGGCUCUCGGUCGCUGCUGUGUCGUUUCCCGCAGAUUUCACUCUCUCGUUCCCCAGGUGGAGAAGGUUGUUGUUCGUGUCGACUGUGUUAUCUCCGACGAUGAUUCCUCCUCCUCCGCUGUUUCCUCUGACAAAUCCCGCGGUCCCUUCUCUAAUCUCUGUCGGCUACUUUUCGGUGGCAUUGUCAAGCCCCUUCAAGCUCUGGGGCAGUUCUUGGGUCCCAAAAGAGCCUCUUCGAGUUCCGGUCCUUCGUCUUCGUCCACCUCUCUGGCCGUUGGGAGUGAAGAAGACGGGGAGGGCGAUCAAGGCGUUGUGACUCAUCACUCACCGACCCAAGUUUUGAAGAAUUUCAAUGAGAUUCGAUUCCUUCGGAUUGAGCUGCCCAGUGGAGAACUAGGAAUAGAAGAUGGGGUUUUGUUAAAAUGGAGAGCUGAUUUUGGGUCCACUUUGGAUAACUGUGUGAUCUUGGGCGCUUCUUCGGUUGUGUACCCUGGACCAACAAAGUCUUUGUGCCCCCAGGAAGGGGGUUCUGAUGCCGGAUGUGGGAACAGUGGCGGUGACGACAAUGGAAGCAUACCUGACUCGUUUUACACAAACGGGGGUCUGAAACUUAGAGUUGUUUGGACAAUUAGCUCUUUGAUAGCUGCUUCCGCAAGGCAUUACUUGCUGCAACCCAUCAUUUCAGAGCAUAAAACAUUGGAUAAUUUAGUUUUGACAGAUGCAGAUGGGCAGGGUGUUUUGUCUAUGAAUAGAGACCAGCUUGAGGAGCUCAGAGUGAAGCCACUGUCAGCGUCUUCAGCAUCGAAGAGGACUCUUGUACCCGCGCUCAAUAUGAGGCUAUGGUAUGCUCCUCACUUGGAAUUGCCUGAUGGGGUUGUUUUGAAGGGUGCGACCCUUGUUGCCAUUAGACCUAGUGAGCUGUCCUCCACGGCAAAGAAGGAAGUCUCUGAUGUGUCCUGGGUUUCAACAGCAUUUGGGGAGCCGUAUGGGGCGGCAGCAAGGAUGCUGGUUAAGAGGCGGACAUACUGUCUUGAGAUGAACUCUUUCUGAUUAUACGAGCCUUUGGGUCCGUGGGAAAGCGAAAUCAUGUGAGAAAUAGGGAAACAUGGUACUUCCUGAAAGAAAGAACGAGAAAGGGCAAUUUUUCUUGGAGGGUGCAUGGAGUUAGGCACCAAUGGGAAGAUGAAUUUUGCUCUUCCUUACCUUUCAAGCUGCGGCCACAGUGGAAUGAUAGAUUAAAGAGCUGCCGGUCAUUGGGCUGUUGUGCUUGAACUGUUAACUAAAUGCAUCUGCUGGGUUUUUUUGGUUGAGGCAAUACUUGUAAGAUUGUGCACCUGCCUGUAACAGCUGAGUUUGUAGUUAUCUUUUUCUAUUCUCAGUGAUCCCUCUGUGAAUAUUCUAGCAGGUACUAGUUUGGUAUGUUUUUGUGAUAUAUUCUUCUAAAGUGAAAUGAGCAAUGUGCUUUGCAUCUGUAA